AUGUGCCAAAAUUAUUCAGUGCGGAGGUUUUGCGAAGAAUGGCGUAUUUGGAUACGUCCUCUUCUUAUCGUUACUUAUGGUAUAUUCGCGAUCAUUGUUGUACCGCUGCUCAUUCUGAACUCGUUAAAAGAUGGGUUUUCGCGUAAAGAUCAAUUGAUUUUGAUUGGUGGCUUAUUUGUCUUAUCUGCGGUGCCUGUUUCGAUUUGGCACAUAAUCCAGCAUGUUAUUCAUUUUACCAAACCCAUUUUGCAAAAACACAUCAUACGAAUAUUGUGGAUGGUUCCAAUAUAUGCUCUUAAUGCGUGGAUUGGCUUGUUUUUCCCAAAGCAUUCUAUAUACGUGGAUUCAUUGCGUGAAUGUUAUGAGGCAUACGUCAUUUAUAAUUUUAUGGUAUACUUACUGAACUAUUUGAAUUUGGGAAUGGAUUUGGAGGCCACUAUGGAGUAUAAGCCACAAGUACACCAUUUCUUUCCUUUGUGUUGCAUGCGUCCUUGGUCUAUGGGAAGAGAAUUUAUACAUAACUGCAAACAUGGAAUAUUGCAGUAUACAGUUGUGAGACCCAUAACAACAUUCAUUUCUGUAAUUUGUGAACUAUGUGGAGUGUAUGGUGAAGGCACAUUUGCUGGCAACGUCGCUUUUCCAUACAUAGUAGUGAUUAACAAUAUUUCACAGUUUGUAGCUAUGUACUGUCUGGUUUUGUUCUAUAGGGCUAAUAAGGAGGACUUAAAACCAAUGAAACCCAUUCCAAAAUUCUUGUGCAUAAAAGCAGUUGUAUUCUUCUCCUUUUUCCAAGGAGUAAUUCUUAACUUCUUAGUGUACAUCAAGAUUAUUAAAGAUAUAUUUGGUUCCACUGAUUUGGGCCAAGACGCAAAUUUGGCCUCCAUGUUACAGAAUUUUCUGAUAUGUAUUGAAAUGUUCAUAGCUGCCGUGGCUCAUAUUUAUAGUUUCCCACAUCACCCGUUCCAUAUUAAUUCACCCCAAUACUGGAAUAAUCCGAAUCAUAAUUGGUGCCGGGCCUUCUUAUCCAUGAUCGAUAUAUCUGACAUUCAAGAAGAUGUUACGGAGCAUCUGGGUGUGGUUAGUAGCUCUAUAAGCCGUCGUUUUCAAGGACGCAAUAGUUAUCAGCCAUUGUCACGGGGACCAAGACGUUCAAGCAGUGAGUCCGAGUACUUAAUAAAUAAACGACUUGAUGGUGAUGUGGCUGGAACUAGUCAAUUGUUGACUGCUGUGACUGAUUCAGACGACAAUACAGGUAAUAUUAGAAAUAAGUAUCGAACGAACUAUGCUAAACCGCUUGCCAAAGCCAAUCGCUAUGGAGCUACAGAUAGUCUUGUGUUACCAGUUUAUGAUGCAGCAAUAACCAAUGAUUAUCCAUCUCAAUCCCAAUUAGCAGGUAACCGUCCAACCUCAUCCAAAGCUUCCAUAACAACAAACGAAAAUCAAUUUACUGCGACGCAUUCGAACUUUGGUGGCAUCAGUAUACAAAAGCGCGAAGUAACUCCAAGAGAUUUUCCCGCUCAUUAUGGGGCGCCUGUGGCUGGGGGUACAAGCUUUUUACAAGCUCGAAAUGUAUCCACCACUCACGCCCCCAGUCCUAUACCAGAGUCAGGCGAUGACUUUUCAUCAUUUAUCGGUUCAUCGAGAUGACAGCGUUUUGAUAGCAACAGCCAAAAUUGUAACCCAUCUGCUAGCGAAUCGAUCUCUAUUGGACUUUCUAGUAGUUUGAAGUUAUCGACGGGUGGUAGUAAUAGUAACGAUAGUAACAACUCUUCUGAUUGGCUUAGUUCACCUGGUGGUGCAGAUCAAAAUAAAUUAGCCGAUACUGGUCCAAUACCACGCCAACAAUAACAAACAUAGUUUGUACCCACAAUAGAAAACCUUUCCAUCACAUAGAAACAAAAUACAAUUACAACGAC
Molecule: messenger RNA, 1916 nt
Organism: Musca vetustissima
Lineage: Eukaryota; Metazoa; Arthropoda; Insecta; Diptera; Muscidae
Product: transmembrane protein 184C
Exons: 6
Coding region: 1-1647 (548 amino acids)
Biological process (GO): transport
Molecular function (GO): transporter activity
Source: RefSeq, a predicted model, not a curated record